AUGCCGACCGCAAUUGUGACCGGCGCAAACAGCGGCAUUGGCCAUGCGUUUGCCAAAUUACUCUGUGAUGAGGGAUACACAGUAUAUGCAGUCGAUCGGGAUCAGGGCGUGGGUUUGGAGGCUCUCCAGGCCAAAGCCCGUACCGCCCAGGUCGAUGUGACUUCUCCUGAAUCGAUUCAAGCGUUCGAGGAAUCGCUUGGUGGUACGACCGUUGACCUUUUACUCAACAUCGCAGGUGUCGCGUCUGCGUCUGAAAAGGAUAGUCUGACGACGACCAAUCUUCAAAUUCUCCAGCGCACAUUCGCCGUCAACACCUUUGGGCCAUUGCUUCUGACACAGGCCCUUCUACCCGAUAUUCUGAAGUCUUCCCACCCCAAAAUCGGUAUCGUUUCUAGCCGCGUGGGAUCUGUGGGCGACAAUAGCACGGGAGGUCACUAUGCAUACCGCUCGUCCAAAGCCGCUGUUAAUUCCAUCGGCAAGAGCAUGGCCAUAGAUCUGAAAGACAAGGGCGUCACGGUGAUGCUAUUGCACCCUGGGUAUGUGAGGACCAAUUUGUUGCCCACAGCCAAGAUGCCUCCUGAGACUGUCGAGCCCGAGGAGGCGGCGACGAAAUUGUGGCAGAACAUUGUCAGCAAGAAACAGAUAGAGGAUACAGGCAAAUUUUGGCAUCGCGAGGGAUUUGAACUACCCUGGUGA
Molecule: messenger RNA, 696 nt
Organism: Rhinocladiella mackenziei CBS 650.93
Lineage: Eukaryota; Fungi; Ascomycota; Eurotiomycetes; Chaetothyriales; Herpotrichiellaceae
Exons: 3
Coding region: 1-696 (231 amino acids)
Molecular function (GO): oxidoreductase activity, acting on the CH-OH group of donors, NAD or NADP as acceptor
Source: RefSeq, a predicted model, not a curated record